CAACUGAGAGCAUCUCAGUCAUGAAGGGGGUGUUUUGUUUUCUAUUUCUUGUUACAGCUGUAAUGGUUUCAACGGAAGCCGCAAGUCUUCAGUUUGUAGCGGACCCGUUUAUCAUCAAGAAUAAAUUGUCAAAGAAGCUUCAAGUGCGAUGUGCUGUCCUUAAUCCCACUUUGAAGCAGAAGAUUUCUUUGAUUAGAAAUGUUUCUAAUAGCUUAAUCGAAGGGAAAUCGGUCAAUGCUAGCAAAGAAGAUCUGCAGCAUGAUGUGGGUCAUCUCAUGUCCAUCGUCAUCACCAAGUGGAACAAGGAGACUGACCAGAACGAGACUGUGGCCAGCGUUGUUGACUGUCUGCGAGUUCGGGAAGAGCUCGAAUUCCUGGGGAGGGUCGAGGUGGAGGGAAGGAUAAGGAGUUCACGUGUACCAGGUGAGGUUGGUUACCUGAAGUUGAUGUGGGACAGACCGCUUGACCAACACUCCGGCCUGUAUAGCUGUGAAGCUUCGACACUAACAUCGGAGAAACAUACAAUAUUUCUACGCGAUUCGUUACAAAUCGUGGCCAAGGAACCCGCCAUUUCAGAUAUUGUCGACUACUUCACUGAACACGACAAGAACAUAACAUCGCUGGAAGAGGAAAACCAGAAAAUAAAUAAACUGUUGUACAGAGCAAUAUGGGGUUAGCUCAAACACCCGCCAGUCGCUUACGUUACUUUUGAAUGAGCAUGAACAACUGCGGUAUGGAUUUUUCACUGCCUCGUCGUCCACACCUGCAGUAUAUGUGUUCAUGAAUGCUUUAUGAGCAUUGGGGCUUUAGAGCUUGAUGGCUUACUAUUGAUUUAUUUAAAUAAGGCUGGAAUCUGUUUGUAUUUGAUGAAUAAAGAUGUUUAAAAGCUUAGAAUGUUAAUGGUCAUUUUUCAAUAAUAGUAACGGCUAGUUAAAUAUAAACUUUUGUUUUAA
This is a messenger RNA of Physella acuta, 953 nucleotides long. RefSeq lists its product as uncharacterized. The record is from RefSeq and is a predicted model, not a curated record. Lineage: Eukaryota; Metazoa; Mollusca; Gastropoda; Physidae.